Messenger RNA from Aspergillus caelatus, 856 nucleotides. RefSeq lists its product as uncharacterized. NCBI's taxonomy places the organism in Eukaryota, Fungi, Ascomycota, Eurotiomycetes, Eurotiales, Aspergillaceae. The transcript is spliced from 2 exons. The record is from RefSeq and is a predicted model, not a curated record. Bases 87 to 653 code for a protein of 188 amino acids.
GCGAUCGCAUUUUGAUUAGAUUUGGCUCACCUAAACAUCGCUGGAAGUAUCUUUCACUCGCAAUUGUCCGCACCAUCUCUCUCAUUAUGGCUCCUGAGCUAGAUAGCAGCGUCAACCCACCACCAGCCCCAGAAGCUAGUAAUACAUCUGGAGCUGGCACGGACACGAAGGCGACCGGUGCUGCUUCCAAGCAAACCAACGAUGAUAUCAUUCGGGCAAAGCCAGUGGACGCGGAUGAUCAGUCCGAGGAGAAGGAGUCUCCUGAAGCGACUGAAUCCUCUAAGGAACACAAGCCUGCUGAAGAAGCCAAGUCUGGUGGGCAUGCUUCUAUCUUGCCAGAUGAUGGACCAAAAGAGCCAACUACGGAGAAUGGCAUCGCGCAACCUAGUCCAGGCGAUAAACGAGAGCAUGAACCGACCUCUACGCCCACCAACGCAGCUAAGUCUAAUGUCGAGAACUUGACAGAACCUGCAAACAAAAAGCAGAGGACUACUGGAACGCGGUCUCGGAAUGGCAAUACCAUAGCCCCCGCUACGAAUGGGGAAAGGUCAAAGGCAAGCCGUUCUAAAAAGGCGAAGGAUGAUGUGAAGAAGGUGAUUCCUACGGAUGGUAUUGGUAGUCGAACACGCAGCCGGACUAAGGCAUCCUCCUAAGCUCCGGCGGUAACGCUGCGAACAUAUGCAUCUUGUAAAGCUCACGUAUGUUCUUCACUCUAUGUUCCUUUUGAUCUAGUUGUCUAGCAGGUCCUAUGUAUGCGCAAAGCUCCAUGUUCGCUAGCUAAGUUCCAUUUCUCCGGAUUUUGUAAAGCUCUAGCUUGUGAAUGAACCAAUUUUUUUUAUUGCUGCAUGUAACCAUC